This is a messenger RNA of Dermochelys coriacea (leatherback sea turtle), 3485 nucleotides long. RefSeq names its product chromosome 20 C19orf38 homolog (gene C20H19orf38). The transcript is spliced from 7 exons. The record is from RefSeq and is a predicted model, not a curated record. The coding region runs from base 1503 to 2276 and encodes 257 amino acids. NCBI's taxonomy places the organism in Eukaryota, Metazoa, Chordata, Testudines, Dermochelyidae.
CCCCCUCUCACACCCCUUCCAGGAGGAUGGGCUCAGACAGGAAGGGCAGCUUGGCUUGGCUUGUGGGUUAAGACACUGGGCUGGGACCCAGGAGAUUUCGGUUUCAGUGCUCAGCUCUGCCACUCUCCCCUGUGUGAGUCGCUUCGUCAGAGAAUGAGCCUUCCUUGCCUCACAGGGCUGCUGGGAAGAUAAAUGUUUUCAUGGGGCUCAGAAGCCAUAGGGAGUGGGGCUGGAUAAGUGCCUUGCUAGGCAGGGGGAGAAAGUAGUAUGUUCCCCUCUCACCGUGCAACAGAAUUGGAAGGAGGAGGCUGGGACAGAGCCAUGACAGAGUCCAUCUUGCUGCUGGAACGAACAAGAAGUAGUUGCCGGUAUCCCAGGGACUCAGAUGAACUUUGAGUCACAAUAAUUUGGCAUCUCAUGAGCGUGGCAGUGAGAGAUCCUCCACAGAGUAAGGCUGGUUGGAAACCAUGAUAUGAACUGCCGUAUGUACAAGCAAGGCUGAUGUCUGCCUAGUAGGGGGCUGUGAUGGACAUGUGCUCCACACACUGCUUGUGAAUACACACUGUCUACCCGUGCACAGACACCACUCACGCAAACAACACUUGAAUGCACAAAUUUAUAUGUGAUGGCUACUAUUUUGGCCAACAUAUCAGGGACUGAACAGGGAACUUUGCGAGUUUCUACAAUUUAAAGAGCCAAGCUCACGGUCUGAGAGCUAUAAGAAACACACACUCUCUGGGUUGGGCGCAGAGGGAGAAUUCAUAACAUACGUGCAUGCACAAGACCAGGUGUAGGUACAGAUACACGUGCAUCAUUGCAACUCUGAUAUUCAGCGACUGCAUUUCUACCUGUGCUUGUUCAUUCUACUUGUCCCUACUGCUAACCUUCAACUGAGGCGUCUUCUCUAUCAGCUAAUCAUGAGGUUAUUCAUCAUUUCCUGUCAAAGUGUUGUGCAAGCAGUGCUGUGUUCCACUUCAGUAAUGGGGAAGUGAUUUCUAUAUAACUUGGAAAGUAUUUGGAAAUUUAGAGAAAUAUAAGUGGUUCUUAGCCUUGGCCUGAAAACUGCAACCCAUCAAUGUACUGUAAAAUCAUAGGAAAAUGCCACAAGAUUUUGGGCCAGAGUUAGAUCUUGGUUACACUUGCUGUAAAUCUGGAGUAACUCCAUUGAGGUUACUCUAAAUUUACACUUGUACAGCUGAGAUCACUGGGCCCGACACUCAGUAACUGUCAAAGUCAGUAAAAUCACACCAGUAUCAAAUUGGUGUGAGAAGAGAAUUGUACCCAGAGCCUAGCAUGUAACUUACACCAUGGCUGAGGUCACUGGCGGUCUCUGUCCUUUGGCUUUUAUGUGAGGCUUUAAAUUCUAUUUGCUGUAGGAAAAGGAAGAAAAGCCCUUUUACAUUCAGGGACAUUCUGUAAUUUCCUUCCGAGAUGGUGAAAUUUCAAACUGGGCAAAACUUCCUUCUCCUUUUCAUUUACUUCAAGCUAGGAUCUUUCCAUGCAUGUUGAGCUCCUACUGUCUAUUCACCCAAAGAUCCAGGAUGCUCAGCAGAAAGAUGAGCCUGAGGAUUCUCUUUCUCUUAGCUGGCUCUUUGGCAGAUCCCAGCCUAACUCCCGCCCCACUUUUUUACCUGGACAUGACUUCUGAUCCCCCUGCCCAAGGAGACUCCGCCAGGCUCAUGUGCAUCGCGCCGAAAGCCUACGUGGACAGUGAGUUCUGGUUGCUAAAGACAGAUCUGGCUCAGCCUGUACAGACUCUGUUUGCCUCGGAGGCCCAGCACUACGUCACUUUCAUCCUGGAGAACAUCACCAGGAAGGACGCUGGGCAGUACCGAUGCAAGUACUACAGCUACAACGGAAGUGCCAGGCAGAUGUCAGAGUUCAGCAAUAUGGUGGAGAUCGCGGUGGCAGGUUCCCCGUGGCUGCUCCCUGUGUCCCUCAGCAUGGCUGGAGCUUUGCUUCUGAUCGUGGGCCUAGUGGUAGCAGUCGUGGCAGUCAGGCGAGGUACGAGGAAUGUGGAAACUGGAUCCUGGGCUGCCUGUGUUAACAUCAGAAGACAACAGCUGAAAAGGGAUCGGGAAUCAUGCUGGACAGAAACAAGCUUUCCCACAACAGACAUGUCGUUUGAUAACUGUCUGUUCACCGUCUCAGCGAAAAUGGACCUGGAAGCCACAGGCAGCCAAGAUGCCUGCAUCUCCCCAGGCUCCAGGAAAAGACUCAGCUCAGCUUCCUCUCUGGGAACCAACAGCUUCAGCACAUUCAAGUCCUUGCAAUGAUGGCCCGGGUGGAGGCUGGCCCCAGAUGCUCCAGCUAGUGACCCUGGCCCCAGGCCCGGCCCUGCCCUUAGUUCUUCCUUGGGCUCAGCGUCUCCCCCAGAACGAAGCAUCUGCCAGAGGGGCCGUUACUGGGGGGUGAUUAUACGUCUUCUUCAUUGGGAGGAGAAUGAGCUUCAGUUAAGCCUUGUGGCCCGCUGUGCGCCUCCAGGGCCACGUGACAUGGGCAUCAUGAAAGGACACCCAGAAUCUAGUCUACCUCCCGCAUCGUGAGCAGCAUCACCGGCUUAGCCCUGGCAGCUGCAUCAAUCCCUGGGCUGAUGCUGGAAGCAGGAAGAGCCCAGCUGGGGUUGCAUAUGGUGGGAGCAGGAUUUGUGUGGCUGGCAGUGGAUUCUUCCAUUGUAGCCAGAAUGACAUUCACACCAGCCAGCCACCCCUUUUUACCCCUCCACAAUCCCCUUCCUCCAAGCAGCGCUUCCCCAGGGUGACCCGAGAUGGGGGGAGAGCCAAAGACUCCAUCAAGCCCACUGCCAUGAAGGCUGUCGGCAGGCUCUUAUACAUGGAAGGUGCUCCUGGAUUGUGGUGAUGAGCAGCAGCUCUAAACCUGAGAUGGACAGAGGAUGCAGAUAGGAAUGGAUAGAUAGAGGGGUGUGUCUGUGGACGGAUGGCUGGGGAUGGACGGAUGUGGCUGGAGAUGGACAUAUGGGGACAGAUAGAUGGGUGUGUGGGAGUGGGGAUGGAUAGAUGGAUAUGCGGCUGUCUGGGGAUGGACAGUUGAAUUUGCACACCGAACACAUUUCAUCUGGAAUCACCAAGAGAGAAUGAGUGUGGAAGCCCCAAAGGAACUGCUUUCCCACCUAACUCCCCCCAACUCUAACUCCCUCUUCUUUUGCCUGUGACUUUCACCAAGGGGGCUGUUCAGAAUGUUUAUACGUUUGCUUUUUGUUUCUGUAGGAAGUGAGUGUGGUCUAGCAAUUAGAGCAGAGAGCCAGGACUCCUGGGUUCUAUCCCCAGCUUGCAAUGUGACCUUAGGAAAGUCUCUUCGCCUCUCUGUGACUCAGUUUCCCUAUCUGUAAAAGGGAUGAUAAUUCCCCCCCUCGAGGAUUGCUUCCCAGGCUCUUUGAAGAUAUUAAGCCCUAAGUAUUACAGUGGCUCCAGCUGCCACUGGAAACUGUAAGGUCAUUUUCUGAUUCAAUAAAGAUGUAAAUUUGU